UGCCACUACGACCGACCGCGCGCUGGGUUGGCUAGCAAGCGACGAAGAGGCUAGACAGAAAUGGCGGUGACGGCAAGGCGAACAGCAUGAAGUGCUGAUGCAUUACAUGGAUCAAAACUUACGACUGCCAGGACACCGUUGGGAAAAUGACAAUGAUGUCGAAGUAGGACGCCUUUUGUAACGGCCAUUACAAACCUACAACACCUUCCCGGGAGAAUUUUCAUCUUGUCAGUGGAGGAGAGGAAAUCUCACCGGGAGCAUGGCUUCUUACAGCAACCAGUACAUCUUCGGGGAAUUCAGCCCUGAUGAGAUCAAUCAGUUUUUUGUGACACCACGAUGUUAUGUCGAGCUUCCUCCGUUCAAUGACAAAGUCCCGUGCGUCAGUCAGUCUUCUGGAAGUUACUGCACUCCUGCUGUACCUUAUAUUAUGGAGUCUAUGGGACUGCAGGUUUGCGCAGAAGACUAUCAGCGCAUUGAGUUUGGUGUUGACGAGGUGAUGGAUUCCAAGCCCGUUGGAGUGAACGAUCCUUUAUUCAAGGUGUCGAGCACCCUCAACCCCCAAGCUCCAGAGUUCAUCCUGGGCUGCCAGUCGGCCCAGAAGGCCCAACAGAUGGCUCCUCCAGCAGCUGAUGUCCCUGAUGGAACUGACUUCAACUCGCUGGAUGGCCCUGACUUGGAGGCCUCAGCCCUGGACAAUCACCAGGCCUGCCAGGACAUGGACGGACUCCCUGGCAGCCUGGGACAGCGAGAGAGGAAGAAAAAGAAAAAGCGACCGCCAGGGUAUUACAACUACCUGGACCCGUUAACUGGCAGCAGCAGCAGUAGCAGCAGCAACAACAGCAGUAGCAGUGCAGCAGAUGGGACGUCUGUGACAGCACUUGUGAACGGACAUGCAAUGGGUGGCCCACUCCACAGUGCUGAAGAUGUGGACAGUAAGGCAUUGUCGGGGGCUGAACUUUCCACCCCUGGACCUGUCUCCAUGGCAACAUCAACAGCUGCUGCUGUUGUAGCAGCCAAGUUUGCCCCCACAUCCACUGCCAAUCAGAGGACUUGUGAUAGCCCUGAUGACUCUUCUGUGGACUUAACAAGUGGAACUGCCUCUUUAUCAGAUGGCAAUGCAACUUCCUCCUCUUCAUCCUCCUCUCAAAGCAGAGGGAUGACAGAGGGACCGAGGACUGCAGAUCAGCAGCCAGAUCAUUUGGCUCCACAGAGCCCUGAACUUUCAGAUACUCCACACAGUCCCUGCUCCAAAUCCCCUCUUCCUCCAUCAGCUGCUGUGGCCACCCCCUCUGUCGCCACUUCCAUUACGACUACUGAACUGGAGGGACGGGAGCUAGCAGACAGUGGGGUGGCCAAUGGGUUGGAGGCAGAGCCUGAUACUCCCAUCAGUGCAGAUGAACACAAAGAAGACUGUGAGAGUGGGGGGCAGGCUCAGCAUGUCUCCUUAGACUCUUCUGCCCAGUCAGUAGUGACAGAGCAGGUCCAUUCGCCUGCGAUUCCAGCUGCACCUGCUGCCAACCUCCCAAAGUCUUGGGCUAGCCUCUUUCACAACUCCAAGCCUCUGCCUGGGGGCCCUCAGGCCUUUGUUGAGGUAAAGAAUGUUGUGGAAGUUGUGUCUCUUUCCCUCGCUACGCCAGAGCAGCCUGAGAAAGUUGGGGAGGUCAAAGAGUGCCCUGUCCACGUUUCAGAGGAUCCUAUGGCCCCUAAACUUGCAGAACUUAUUGAGAAUGUGAAGUUGAUACAUAAACCAGUGUCUUUGCAGCCGAGAGGACUGAUCAACAAGGGAAACUGGUGCUAUAUCAACGCUACCCUACAGGCCCUGAUAGCGUGCCCUCCCAUGUAUCACCUGAUGAAGUCCAUUCCUCUGCAUAAUGAAACGCAGAGACCAUGUACCUCCACACCCAUGAUGGACAACUUUGUAAGGCUGGUGAAUGAGUUCAACAACAUGCCUGUGCCAUCUAAAGCCAAACAGCAAGCUGUUGGUGAUAAGGUCAUGAAAGACGUUCGCCCCGGUGUACCUUUUGAACCAACCUACAUUUAUAGACUUCUCACUCUCAUCAAGUCAAGUCUCUCUGAGAAGGGUCGACAAGAGGAUGCGGAGGAGUAUCUUGGCUUUACUCUCAACGGACUGCAUGAGGAAAUGCUGGCUUUGAAAAAACUAAUCUCGCCUCAGGAAGAGAAACCUCCCACACCGAACGGGCCGGAGUCCCAGCCAGGUGUGGAGGAAGACGUUGCUGAUAAGGAGGAAGAAGGUAGUGAGGACGAAUGGGAGCAAGUUGGCCCCAGAAACAAGACUUCCAUCACUCGCCAAGCUGACUUUGUCCGCACACCCAUCACUGACAUAUUUGGUGGACACAUCAGAUCGGUGGUGUAUCAACAAAACUCUAAAGAGUCGGCCACUCUGCAGCCUUUCUUCACCCUGCAGCUGGACAUCCAGUCAGAGAAGAUCCGCACUGUCCAGGAGGCUCUAGAAACCUUGGUGGCACGAGAGUCAGUCCAGGGUUACACCUCUAAAACCAAGCAGGAGAUUGAGAUCAGUCGGAGGGUGACUCUGGAAGAGCUGCCUCCUGUGCUGGUGCUCCAUCUCAAGAGAUUUGUUUUUGAAAAGACUGGAGGCUGUCAGAAACUGACAAAGAACAUUGAUUACCCCGUUGACCUGGAAAUCAGCAAAGAUCUCUUGUCCUCUGGAGUGCGGGGCAAAGUUGUGAAAGGCCAAAGAACUUACCGGCUCUUUGCAGUUGUCUAUCACCACGGGAACAGCGCGACAGGCGGCCAUUACACCACAGAUGUCUUCCACAUUGGUCUUAACGGCUGGCUGCGCAUUGACGACCAGGCAGUGAAGGUCAUCAACCAGUACCAGGUGGUGAAGCAGACUGCAGAGCGCACCGCCUACCUGCUGUACUACCGCCGCGUCGACCUGCUGUAGACACACACAUACACACGCAUCCCGAUAUACAUGCAAGAUUACCCGAAUAUAUUCACACACACACACACACCACACAUGCUCCAAAUGCACUCGUUGACAGGACAUUACAUCUACACAUGACACAAACACACACACCACUAAUGAACAGGAACACUGCCCAACUUGUCCUCUUGCGAGAUUUUCCUCCUCUUCCCUCCUGUCCCCGCUUUCCUGAGAACCAGCUUUUCCAACACCUUUUUUCCUUGUCUCUCUUUUCUUUUUGGAGGAAGAGAAACAAGCUGCAUUCACUAAGAUUUCCCUGUGACUGCUCUCUCUCCUCUGUGCACCACUGCUGUUUUUUGUUUCGUCCUUUUUUUUUGUUUUUACUUUUAAAGCGGCGAGUAAAGGACUGUUGAAUAGACAGAGGUGGGGUUGGGGUUACAUGUUAGGACCUGAGACUCACCUCUGACUGAGCCCACAGCUCGGCUCGGAUAGCAAACCGUGGACUCACACAGGAAGAACUAUCUACCACAGGCUGCAAGUGGACCGUCGGGGUAAUUUCUCUUGCUUGAAUUACCUUUUUUAAGGAAAUUACCUAGAAAUAUCAGUGUUUGCCUUUUAGUAAAGGAGUACUGUUGGCCUAAUGAAUUUGAAGCAGUUUAAAAGCCUAUUUGAAUUUGCCCUUGUGCAUUGAAAAGGCCCAGCACCAGCAUUAUCAUGAGUCUCUCCUCCCAAUGCCAGAUUGUCUUCUUAGCCACCAACACAAACAACUCCUCCAUGUCCUCACUUUUACGAUGCUUUUAAAUCUAGGUACAACUUGAGCCAUCAACAGGAAAAAAAAGAAAAGUGGUACAUUGAGAACCGAACAGCUUCCUUGUUUGAGAGAUCCUUGUUGUGGUUUAUGGGUUUAGAUUUAGAAAGACUAUCUAAAAAAAAAUAUUAAUGCGCUUUAGAAUUUAAUAACAAAUAUGCUUCUGUGCACAAAGUAUAAACUGAUAAAUGAUUACGAUAUGACAGGCAAAUGCAUAUUUUGCAAAUAUUUAGAUUAAAAUGUAAAAAAGAAAAAUACUAAAAAUAUAAAAUCAAACUGACUGAGAACUUGUUUGGGUCCUAAAGGACUAGGCUAGUUUUUUGACUCAGUUAUUGCACUGGAGAGAUGGCAACCAAUCAAGACAGAUUCCACCGCAAAACCUGCCCUUGUUUACUUUGUAAAUUUCCUUCUCUAUCAUUUGUUUUUUUUUGUCUUGUCUAAAGGUUCCACCUGUGUAUAGGUGGCUUAUCAGUGUAGUUUUGAGCCACACCACCCCUCUUACCCCCCAACUCAGCAGAAAGCGGGGGCUGCCUUAGGUUCAAUGUGUGAUGUUUUUCCACUCAGUGUACAAGUCUAACCCUAAUCAGGCGCCAACAGCAAGUCUAAUGUCUGUGAAGAGUUAGGGGAAUGUACCUGACACCUAUGUAUUUACUCUUUUGUGGCUCAGCAUUUCCUCCUAGUCGAGGGAAACUGAGUGUUGAGGGAAGUGGGACUACAUCUGUGCUAAGCUCUGCAAAAAACCCCGGACGUGUGCACAAAAGGAGAUAGUGUUUGCUUUUGUUGAAGAUAUUGAUUUUUUUUUUUCUUUUUUGGAUCAUUAAUUGAUUGUGAUGAUUUUUGUUUGAGUUACUAAAAGAUGUUAGUUUUUUUCUUUGUCAUUGAUCAUUUAUUGGAUGUCCCCAUGCUCUCGCUCCCUUCAGAAAAAAUAUGCUUGCAUUUGAAUUGGUGUUUGAAAAUAAAUUACACAGGCUAAAGCACAACAAUGAAUAAAAUUAAACUAGUUCUUUGCUUGAUAUUUAUUUCCAUUUUUGUCAUUUUUUCUUUUCAUAUUUAAUUUUUUUCCACUCGAGACCCAUUUCAUUCCAACCACCAGUGUCAGAAUCUCAGUAUUAAAACUUCACAAAAUGUAAUCAGCUCAAGUAUUUCUACAUGAUUUAGUCCUGUGUACUAUAACCCACAAAAGUCCUCCUUUUUGUCUCACACAUAGUUAAUUAAAACAAGGUACACAGGUGAGAAGGUGGUUGUCCCACAUUUCCCUGCUUCAGAAUGGUACUUGAUUGUAAGUUUACAAAGACUGAUUCAUUCUUUCAAUUUGAAAUAAAAUGUAAGUCUAUUUUACAAAAUUUUAUAAUUUCACAUUGGAUUAAAAUUAUGUUAAGCCUCUAUGUAGUAUAACAUCAUUAUGUGGUGCAUAGUCUCAAUUGACUUGUGGGUUUCAAAGUCCGAAACCUUCCACAGGUAAACCAAAGGAAACGAUAUAGGCCCUACUGCCUUUCCUCCAAUAUAUAUAUAUAUUCAGAUUUUCUUUUGCCUUCUCCAUUUGAGGUCUUGUUGCCAUGUACACGACUCAUUCCACACAGGAAACUGAGGCAUGCCGUUUAAGAUGGUCAAUACAUCUUCUGACUUAAAUGAUCAGUUGUGCUGCUGACUUUGUAGUCAUUUCUGCACAAAUUGUGACAUUGUUGAUUUUCUUUCCCCUUUUGAAGAAUGUUUGGGAGUUUGGACUUUGAACGGACACCCUGAGCUUUCUGUUGUAUAGUUUUAUCUCAGUCUGUCAUGGCUGGUCAGGAAAUGUGCUGGUGAAAUGCUUCAAUAAUGUCUCUCUUUUCAGUGUGUGCUCCUAACACUAUUGUCUGCUGGGAAUUGUUGGGAUAUUGACCUUUUAAAAAAAGAUCUUUACUGUCUUUUAAUUUUAAGCCUCCAGCAUUCUAUUUUGUUAAUUGUUCAAAUAAAGGAUUGUGCAAAAAGCAGUUUGCUAAUGAAGUGUAGUCAGAAGACUACUUGGCUUUCUUAUAAUACAGUAAAUACUGAAAACAUCUGCAGUCUCUCCGCCCUGGACUGGCCAACAGAACAAUGUGCACAAUAAACCAAAACAACAAAACGA
Messenger RNA from Sander lucioperca (pikeperch), 5820 nucleotides. RefSeq names its product ubiquitin specific peptidase 10 (gene usp10). Gene Ontology annotation, biological process: protein deubiquitination; DNA damage response, signal transduction by p53 class mediator; regulation of autophagy. Lineage: Eukaryota; Metazoa; Chordata; Actinopteri; Perciformes; Percidae. The transcript is spliced from 16 exons. Bases 260 to 2926 code for a protein of 888 amino acids. Gene Ontology annotation, molecular function: cysteine-type deubiquitinase activity; cysteine-type endopeptidase activity. The record is from RefSeq and is a predicted model, not a curated record. Gene Ontology annotation, cellular component: nucleus; cytosol.